AUGACUGGGGUGACCUUUGAUGUUGCUCCUCUGGGUGAAGAGAUUUGCGCCUCGCUCGUCAGCGUGCGCCCUGUGGUUGACCGCCGAUCUGAAGCUCCUGGUGGCGUUCCACCAGCGAUGCCCAACUGCGUGAGAUUAGGGCUUGAUAAGCAUGACAAGGUUUCGCCGAAGUUCUUGUUGACAGUCGCCCUGCAGACAGCAGACCAGCUGCUGGAAAACAACGGUACGUUGUUCAGCCGCGAUCAGAUCCAGCUGCUGAGCCAAGGAGAACGUCCCACCGUCCGCCUGGACCUCGAAGGUGCGGACAAGUACGAUGACGCUAAGACGGCUGCUGAUGAGCCUGAGCGAGUCAAAAUGGCUCAAGGCAUCUUCUUGCGUUUGUUUAAAGACGGCCGAGUGGGCGGUGAAUUCAAAAGUAGCCGAGACGAACACCUAGAUGUGUUGGCCGUGUUGGAGAAACCGGUGGUGACCGUGUCUGACUUCCGUCAGGCGCUAGUUAAGGUCUACAGCGCAUAUGAGCCCUCGGGUGACUAUGUCUCGGGUGUCUGGAAGGGCAUCUGUCGCCCAAUGCUUAUGGGGAACUACCAGAUACCACAGGUAAAGGUUGGGUCUCCCUAUGAGGGGAAGGUGUGCCCACGUUGCGAUCCCGGUCCGCUGGUGAGCCUGCCGGCCGCUCCGAGCAGUUUGAUGGACACCAUAAGUUCGCGCAGGUGCGACUCGUUGUACAACAGUCCUGACAAGUUCGUUCCGGACAACCACAGCAUCCCGGUCAACGAGUGGAUCAUGCCUAACUUUAACAAGGUGUACACGAUGGACGGGGAGUGGCCCGUGUUGGGGGUGGUGAAUGGCGCUUGGGGAGCUCAUGCCGAUCGUGUGUCCAAGGCCGUGCAGGACGAAGCCGACAAGCAAGGCGUCGUCUGCACGCCAUUCCCCUGGCAAUGUACCUGGAAGCCAUCGACGCCCAGCGGGAGACGACCGGAUGGGUUCCUCGAGCUCAGCCAGAAAGACGCAGCCGCCAUCGUCCAGGCCGAGAUGGACGAGCACAUCAAGUACUGGCGUGUGGCUAACCUCGGCGACUUGAUCAAGUCCUACCGUUUGACUCCGCAACUCGUCCAAGAGCUAGAGAUACAGGCGGAACAACUCGUUAAGGAUGCAAGAGUCGCUGAAAGAAUAACGGACAAAGACGGACAUGCCGAGCGUCGUGCACCGAACCAACCCCGAGACGCCACGAAAUACCGCAAGCCCAGCAACGACGGCUGGUACAUCGGCAGUUACGCACAAGCCUACGUGGUACUGGAGUACAAUGAAGACGGCACAGCCUCCGAAAUGCGUUUUGCCACGGUUCCCACGUGUCUCAACGCCGAAAGCGGGGCCGAAGCCGCAAACAGACAGAGAGAUUUCUGGGUCCAAGUACGUAUUGAUGCAGCUUCCCAGGAUAAGAUCGACUACUGGAGUUGA
This is a messenger RNA of Gregarina niphandrodes, 1458 nucleotides long. RefSeq lists its product as hypothetical. The transcript has a single exon. The coding region runs from base 1 to 1458 and encodes 485 amino acids. The record is from RefSeq and is a predicted model, not a curated record. Lineage: Eukaryota; Apicomplexa; Conoidasida; Eugregarinorida; Gregarinidae.